Pseudoliparis swirei is the source of this 3253-nucleotide messenger RNA. Its product is annotated as kinesin-like protein KIF18A. The transcript is spliced from 18 exons. Gene Ontology annotation, molecular function: microtubule motor activity; microtubule binding; ATP binding. Gene Ontology annotation, biological process: microtubule-based movement. Bases 121 to 2802 code for a protein of 893 amino acids. Lineage: Eukaryota; Metazoa; Chordata; Actinopteri; Perciformes; Liparidae. The record is from RefSeq and is a predicted model, not a curated record.
CGAAUUCAUUUUAAUAUAGGUACUUGUUUACUGCCAGGAAAGGGGAAAACGUGUUUGCAGGAAAUGAGAGAUAACCGUUAAUGAUAAAAGCAACACUGAAGUCACUGCAGAAAGACCAACAUGGCAAGUGACUUGUGCAGCCACGUGAAGGUGGUUGUUCGAGUGAGGCCAAUCAGCGAGAGGGAGAAGCGUGAAAACUGUCGAAAUGUUGUUCAGGUUGUUGACAAUCACAUGCUCAUAUUUGACCCCAAGGAAGAGGAUACAUCAUGUUUUGGGUCACGAAGAAUACGAAACAAUAUCAACAAAAAGGCUAACAAAGACCUUAAGUUUGUUUUUGACCGUGUCUUCGGUGAGAACUCUACCCAAGAUGACAUCUUUGAGAGCACCACAAAAGGAGUGUUGGACGGUGUGAUGAAUGGAUUUAACUCCACAGUGUUUGCCUACGGUGCCACUGGAGCAGGCAAGACGCAUACUAUGUUAGGCUCGCAAAAUGAGCCUGGGGUCAUGUACCGCACCAUGACAGAGCUGUUCAAACGCAUGGAUGAUGCCAAGGAGGAGAAAGAAUUUUCUGUGGCAUUCUCAUAUCUUGAGGUUUACAAUGAACAGAUCAGAGACUUGUUGGCUAACGUCGGCCCGCUUGCCGUCAGAGAGGACAGCACUAAAGGAGUGGUCGUUCAGGGCCUCACACUGCAUCAGCCCCAAUCUGCAGCACACAUUCUUGAGGCUUUGGAUUUUGGCAAUCGCAACAGGACCCAGCACCCCACUGACAUGAAUGCCACUUCUUCCCGGUCCCAUGCUGUAUUUCAGAUACAUUUGAGACAGCAAGACAAAACCGCCAGUCUCAAUCCUAAUGCCUGCAUUGCCAAAAUGAGCCUGAUUGAUCUGGCCGGCUCGGAGAGAGCCAGCGCCACCAAUGCCAAAGGUGCACGUCUGCGGGAAGGCGCUAACAUCAAUCGUUCACUUCUUGCCCUUGGAAAUGUUAUCAAUGCACUUGCUGAACCAAAGAGUAAGAAAAGUCAUAUACCGUACAGGGACAGCAAGCUGACGCGGCUACUUAAAGACUCCUUGGGGGGCAACUGCAGGACAGUUAUGAUCGCCAAUAUUAGCCCCUCUUCCAAGUUAUACGAUGACACCCACAACACACUGAAGUAUGCCAGCAGGGCGAAGGAGAUUAAGUCCUCGCUGAAAAGUAAUGUUGUAAGCCUGGACAGCCACAUUGGCCAGUAUGCAGUGAUAUGUGAGAAGCAAAAGCAAGAGAUUCUACAGUUGAAGAUAAAACUGAAUGAAUAUGAGAAGAACACGGUGCAAGGGGCUUCAAACAUGAUCUCAUCGCAAAAACAGGCCGAUUUCAAAAGGGUGUCAGAAGCUCUGCAGCAAAUCUUCUCGGGCCGGGCCCUAAUCAGGAAUGAACAGCUGGAUCUGGAGAGACAACUGAAGGAGAAUGAGCUGCGCCAGCGGUACACUGAGGAGGACAACCUGCAGGUCCAAUGUUUCUGUGCCAAAGAAAAGACCGAGAAGGCUACUUGUAAGCACGAGCGGAAGAUUGCCAGCUUACGCACUCGGCAGCAACACAUUCACAAACGUUUGAAUGAGACGGAGAAGCGUUUCCUGGACAAUGAUGGCUUGCUUCAUCGUGUCGAGAAUGAGAUUAAGCUGCUGAAGUCAAAUGAUCAGACCUCAGAGGUUUUAGAUAAGAGCCUAUAUUGCCACAGACUGGAGCUGCAGGUUAAUGACCUCAAACAACAUAUUAAGCAGAUGGUCGAGCUGACUGCACUGCAGGAUCAGGAGAACAAGCGUAUGCAGAAAAUGGUGAACAUCUUGCUGCCAGCCUAUAGUCGGCACUACUCCACGUUGCGGGGGGCUGGGCAGGUCACCGCCGCAGACGAGAUGGAGAACCAUGAACUGGAGCACCUUGUGUUGAGGGAGAGAGGCGUGGUCUGGGCUGACCAGGAAGGGGUGGGGCAGCAGCUGAAAGGUGUAGAGGUCGGAAAGCUGGAGACGAAUGAGGUGGACCGCAGCGAGUUGGCACCUGUCCUCUCUUUCUCACAUCUGCUCUACCACCAGAGUAGCCCCUGCAGUGCAGAUGGUCGUACGAAAAGAACAUCGAUGUGCAAUGAGGCUCCAUCACCCAAAGGAAAACCGGCUGAAGUGAAACUGGAACCACGUCCCAGAAUGCCAAUCAGGAGAAAUUUGUCUGAGUCGCUGCCACAGCAAAGCCCCCAGACCGCUGCCAUGGCCCAGUUUGAGGAGAGCAUGUCCCCACUGCAGUGCACCCCAGAACCUUCACAGACCACAGUCUGGGUCCUGCCACAGAGCUCCUCCAGCGCCACGGACCCCAACAUGACCUUUGACGUUGUGGACAAUGACGAACAAACUGCAAGUAAUGCAACCAUUAUCAUUAGCAGCGGUAGUCCCUGUCGAGCAUCAACGGCUAUGGACUUCUCGGCUCCCAGCCAACUGCUCCAGCCGACUAAAAAACCACAGAUGUCGUCUUUACAAGAGUUGAGACGAACCAAGUUCCCGACCUACAUGGACAUGACGUCUGCUGCGCAACGAAAGCGUAAAAUGAUGUGCGUUCCAGAAGAUUUAACCCAGGGUGUCUCUGCACCAAAGCGCAUGAAUAAGGACCCCUCAGUCGCCCGAAGACCACUCCGAGUGCGUCGUUUUGCUGGUUUAGAGGAGAACAAGCCCCGCAGAGUUGUGAGGAGCGUUUCUGAAGGGAAUCUUCUUGAACCUCAGAAGUCAACGUCCUUUUUUCAUAAAACGUCUCAGCAGCUAAAGCGAGUGGCCAAACGCAUGUAAAGCGACAUCGUGUUUGAAUCACACCCGUUUGCCUUUAUGAACAUGUUCACCCUUUUCCAACCGUUUUCAUCCUGUCAAAACAUUUGAUCAGAACCCAAACUAGUGAUCCAUUGUGUAGGUUUCUCCACGAGAAAUGAAAAUGUAAAACAAGUUGCACUAUUUAGUUUUUGUCUUCGAUUGAGCCUCACACUGCUCUGGAACUUUACUUGACUUAAAAAAACAUUGUAUUGGACAUUUGUAUAGAUUAUUGUUUACGGAGCAAUUUCUUUUAUUUCUACUCCUUUUAGAUUUGAAUAUAUAUAUUAUUAAAACACUCACGUUCACACUAACGGCUAGAAUAAAAACAUGUACUGUGGAUGUUGUGUGUUUUACAUACGUUAUGUAUUUUAAACUAUUCUCUAAAUGAUUGAUUAAAAAAACUAAACCACUAAACACUGAGUUGUCUGUAUAG